Messenger RNA from Oncorhynchus tshawytscha (Chinook salmon), 816 nucleotides. Its product is annotated as lysosome-associated membrane glycoprotein 3-like. The transcript has 6 exons. NCBI's taxonomy places the organism in Eukaryota, Metazoa, Chordata, Actinopteri, Salmoniformes, Salmonidae. The coding region runs from base 88 to 816 and encodes 242 amino acids. The record is from RefSeq and is a predicted model, not a curated record. Gene Ontology annotation, cellular component: membrane.
GAAUUCACCACAUCACAUCUCACAACCCACAUUUGGUGACAAACACCUAACUGAACGCACAAGAAGACAGACAAACUCAGCAACAACAUGCAUCGUGAAACAAUACUUUUUCUACUGGUUGUGAUCAUAAUGGGAAACAGCCUCAUGACUGCUGCAUUGGAUCCUAAGCCCACUGAACAGGCCAACCUACCACAGAGGCCUGUCCUUCAGCCCAAAGAGACUGUUCCUGUCACCGGAAACUAUGUGCUGAAAGACCCUACAGGCACGUCGUGCAUCAAAAUCUCCAUGGGAGUUGAGUACGUAGUUAUUGAGAAGAAGAAACCUUCCUAUUUCAACUUAGACCCUACCACCACCAAGACUACUGGUAGAUGUGCUGACAAAGAGUCAGUUCUCUCUCUGGCUUUUCUAGGAAAGGGAGGCGAUCUGAAUCUCACCUUUGAAAAGGAAGGGAACCUGACCUAUGUGUCAAAGAUCACAGGUCAUUUGGCACCAGGCAAAGGAAUUGAGAACUAUUCUGGGGUAAUAGAACAUGAGAAGCUGUUCCCAACUGCCGCUGGCCGCAGCCUCAAGUGCUACUCUCAGACCGAGUUUCAUCUGUCUGAGAACCUUCGAGUGAAGAUUGUGUCUCUUCAGUUCCAAGCUUUCAAACUCACCAAUGGGAAUUUUGGAGAGGAGGUUGAGUGCAGGGCUGAUUUCAUCAAGAAGAUCAUUCCCAUUAUUUUUGGUGCCACGGUUGUGGGGCUCUUGCUGAUUGCUGUCCUGUCCUUCCUGAUAAUCCGGGACCACCACAGACAAGCUGGCUAUGACAGGAUCUGA